Molecule: messenger RNA, 2330 nt
Organism: Phoenix dactylifera (date palm)
Lineage: Eukaryota; Viridiplantae; Streptophyta; Magnoliopsida; Arecales; Arecaceae
Molecular function (GO): protein binding
Source: RefSeq, a predicted model, not a curated record
GACAUAAGAGAACAUGUUGCAGAGGAGAAAUUGUGUAUCACAACUAAGAUCGCUCUUUUUUUUUUUGAUAUAUUGGCAGCUCACACUAGUCUCGCGUGAGCACUACUUUUGAAGUUAAGAGACAAAAUACUUUACAGAGGUGGAGGAACAGAUACAAAGCGUAUCCAGAGAAUUUCUUCAGUAUGAUCAGCAGCAAAGAAGGCAACCCAAUCAGCAGCUCUAUUCAUCUUCCGAAAUACAUGCACAGCCUGAAAGAUGUCACACUUCCGUAGUAGCCGUCGGAUGUCCUCUAGAAGCAGAUGGUCGAACACCCCACCCCCUUAUGUAGAAUCCCCUCAAUCACCUCUAAUGAAUCUCCCUUCAGGAUGAUGCUCCGGGCCUCCAGAACUCAUCUCGCAUAAGAGACACUCUUCCAGACGGCCCUGAGUUUUGCCCGAAACUAAUGACUCGAAAGUGUGCUGUCCUUUCGCUGCAAUCAGCCUGACCUCAGGAUCCCUAAUCAUAAAGGCUACACUUGUGCCUCCCCUAUCAAAUGGCAAACUACUAUUAAAGUUCAUCUUAAGGCGGUCGAAAAGUGGGGGCUCCAAGGAUAGCGGAUCACUCUUCGAGUCCACAAUAUACUACUGUAGUCAGCUCGCCUUCUUUCCCAAGCCAAUAUCAUGAGAACGCGAGCCCCACAGCCACGCAGAGCAGAGAUUAGAGAGAGAAAGCGUCCCAGGUACAACAGCAGCAUCUCCAAGUUAAAACCAUUAAAAAUACCCCAGGCUUCUUCUCCAAGACUCCUACCCUUCCUCUCCCUUUCCUCUUUUACUGUUCCAUACCAUUAAAGCACUCACGCCCUUCUCCACGCCUGAAACAACUACCUGUCCUCCCUCCUCCUCCUAAAAGAAGACGCCAUUGAAAGGGAAAAAGAAAACAAGAAACACUGGGAGCAUAAAACGUUCUCAUUGCUAUCUAAAACUACAACUCUUUGGAGGAGAGACCGGAAUCAUGAGAAGGAAAUCGGGCAUCCUCGUUGUGAUGUUGUUGUUGUGUUCAUUCGAUACGAGUUUGGGGACAUUGGAGCCGGUGGACUACCUCGCCCUCCAGGCGGUCCGCAAGUCGCUCUACGACCUCCCCGGCUCGACGUUCUUCGCCGGCUGGGACUUCACCGGCGACCCCUGCGGCUUCCCGGGCGUCUUCUGCUCCGCCGGCCGCGUCGUCGCCCUCGCCCUCGGCGACCCCCGCGCCGGCUCCCCUGGACUAGCCGGUCGCCUCUCCCCUGCCCUUGGCCGCCUCUCUGCCCUCGCCGAGCUCUCCCUCGUCCCCGGCCGCGUCGUCGGCCCCAUCCCCCCCUCCCUCUCCCUCUGCCGCUCCCUCCGCUUCCUCGCCCUCAGUCGCAACUUCCUCUCCGGCGCCGUCCCCACCUCCCUCCCCUCCCUCCGCGGCCUCCGCACCCUCGACCUCAGCUUCAACCUCCUCUCCGGCCCCAUCCCUCCCGCUAUCGCCGGAAUCCCAGCCCUCUCCAACCUCAUCCUCUGCCACAACCGCCUCUCCGGCCAAAUCCCUCCCUUCCCCUCCUCCUCCCCUCUCCUCCGCCUCGAUCUCAAGCGCAACUCCCUCUCCGGCGCGAUCCCCGCCCUUCCCGCGUCUCUCCGCUACCUCUCCCUCGCCUCCAACGGCCUAUCCGGCCCCGUCGACCGCGUCCUCCCCAGGCUCACCCGGCUCAACUACCUCGACCUCAGCAUGAACCAGCUCUCCGGCCAGAUCCCCGGCCAGAUCUUCUCCUUCCCCGUCUCCUCCCUUCAGCUCCAGCGGAACGACUUCUCCGGCCCGGUCCGGCCGGUCGGCUCGCUGGCGGACGGGGCGACGGUGGACCUGAGCUACAACCAGCUGACGGGGCCCGUGCCGGGGAAGCUGGCGGCGGCGGGGAGGUUGUAUCUGGAUAAUAACCGGUUUUCCGGCAAGGUGCCGGCGAGGUUCGUGGAGAGGGUGGUAUCGGGGGCGAUAAAGGUGCUCUAUCUGCAGCAUAAUUAUCUGACGGGGUUUGGGAUCAGUCCGGCGGCGACGAUUCCGGCGAGUACGUCGCUCUGUUUGCAGUAUAAUUGCAUGGUGCCGCCGGUGGAGACGCCGUGUCCGGUGAAGGCCGGACGGCAGAAGACGCGGCCGGCAGCGCAAUGUGGCUGGAGGAAAGGGUGAGCAGAAUUCCGAAGCGACCUGAAAUUGUAAUUUCUCCUUUAUUUUGCUUUUGAAAACAUGAUAGCGAAAAAAAUUCCUUUUUUUUCAUUUUCAAAAGAAAGGAAUAUACAGAAAGGGGCUGGAAAAAUGAAAGUAAAAUAGUUUUUUUUUUA